CCGAGUCUCGCGAGAGCUUGCCCGGCUUCCUUACUGAAGUUCAGAGCGCGAGUCGCCGCGGCGGGAUCUCAGUGGAUACUUUCUUACGAAGUCUGCGCAGGAGCCAUAUAUUGGAGACAAUGUCUGGAAGCUUCUACUUCGUGAUUGUUGGCCACCAUGACAAUCCAGUUUUUGAAAUGGAGUUUCUGCCACCUGGAAAAGCAGAAUCCAAAGACGACCAUCGUCAUCUGAACCAGUUCAUAGCCCACGCUGCCCUUGACCUGGUGGAUGAGAAUAUGUGGCUGUCAAACAACAUGUACUUGAAAACUGUGGACAAGUUCAAUGAGUGGUUUGUUUCAGCAUUUGUUACUGCAGGUCAUAUGAGAUUUAUUAUGCUUCAUGACGUAAGACAAGAAGAUGGAAUAAAGAACUUCUUUACUGAUGUCUAUGAACUAUACAUAAAGUUUGCAAUGAAUCCAUUUUAUGAACCAAAUUCUCCUAUUCGAUCCAGUGCAUUUGACAGAAAAGUUCAGUUUCUUGGAAAGAAACACCUCUUAAGCUAAGCACAGAAAAAUUUGGAAAUAAACAAUGUCGCUACAAUGGAAUAUACUCAGGAAUGUGUACAUUGUAAGUUACUUGAUUAAAUAGCCUGGGAAAGUUUUACUUGUAGUGUUAAUUUAUCUAAACCUAGUGAAAUUCCUUAUAGAUAAAAAUAGUACAGUUUCUUAGAAUUAUCAAUCCUAUAUAA
Molecule: messenger RNA, 727 nt
Organism: Myotis brandtii (Brandt's bat)
Lineage: Eukaryota; Metazoa; Chordata; Mammalia; Chiroptera; Vespertilionidae
Gene: TRAPPC2
Product: trafficking protein particle complex 2
Exons: 5
Coding region: 120-542 (140 amino acids)
Biological process (GO): endoplasmic reticulum to Golgi vesicle-mediated transport
Cellular component (GO): cytoplasm; TRAPP complex; nucleus
Source: RefSeq, a predicted model, not a curated record